Austrofundulus limnaeus is the source of this 875-nucleotide messenger RNA. RefSeq names its product ephrin type-A receptor 7. The record is from RefSeq and is a predicted model, not a curated record. Gene Ontology annotation, molecular function: transmembrane-ephrin receptor activity; ATP binding; protein binding. Gene Ontology annotation, biological process: axon guidance; ephrin receptor signaling pathway; protein phosphorylation. NCBI's taxonomy places the organism in Eukaryota, Metazoa, Chordata, Actinopteri, Cyprinodontiformes, Rivulidae. Gene Ontology annotation, cellular component: plasma membrane; dendrite.
AAGUGAGGGUUGGCAGAGCGGGCAGGACAGGAGGGUGUGGUGGCCYUGGGACCGCUCAGCACGUGGUGCAGCCUGGCCCCCUGUGCUCUUAUUGGCUGCUGCGCUCUAACAGACAUGUUCAUCCCCCCAACACACACACCCACAGCUCCCAUGGUCUGUGUACCACACGUGCGCGCGCUUGUGUGUGAGGAAGCCAACAGACUGAAGCGAGCUGCGGAGGCAGACUCUAACUUCAACUCCAAUGAGCUCACAGCCCUCACAUACCCACACUCACACACACUCUCUCUCUUCAAUCUGAGGACACGAGGAGGAGGGAAGAGACCGAGAGGCAGAGAAGAGAGAGGGGAGAGAAGCAGGGGGAGACUGGAUCAACCAUGGCUUCAGAUCCGGGGCUGGCUGCGAUGCUGCUGUGGACUGUAUCGCUCCAGACUGUGGGCAGRGCCGGAACCAGCAACAACCAAGUGAAUCUUCUUGACACAACAACAAUCACAGGAGACUGGGGCUGGCUGACAUAUCCAUCACACGGGUGGGAUGCCAUUAAUGAGAUGGACGAGUACUUCAGUCCAAUCCACACAUACCAGGUUUGUAACGUGAUGAGUCCCAGCCAGAAUAACUGGCUGAGGACGGGCUGGAUUUCUCGAGAAGGAGCCAGGAGGAUCUACAUCGAGGUCAAGUUCACCCUAAGAGACUGCAACAGCAUGCCUGGAGUUCUGGGCACCUGCAAGGAAACCUUCAACAUGUACUACUACGAGUCAGACAGAGCUGUGGGCUCAUCCAUUCGGGAGAACCAGUUCAUUAAGAUCGACACCAUAGCAGCUGAUGAAAGCUUCACAGGAGUGGACCUGGGGGUCCGCAGACUAAAACUCAACACUGAG